AUGUUAAAAUUUUUGUUCAUUCUGUUUUAUUCUGCGGCUGGAGAAAGUCAAAACUAUUUACUAAACUCCAUUGAAGUAAAUAAUGGUGCGUAUUGCAAAUAUUGUGUUGCUUUUACUAAAAAUGAAGCUGGUGUUAAUAACCAAAAAUUGGGGGCCUUUGUAUUAAAAAAAUAUGAUGAUUGGAAACAUGCAUUGGAAGACUUUAAAAAUCAUUCAAACUUAGAAUAUCACAAAAAAAGUUUACUAGAUGCCGAUAAUUUCUUAAACAUGCUUAAAAAUCCGUCAAGGGCAAUCGAUAAAAUAAUUGAUAACGAAAAAACUAAACAAAUAUUGCAAAAUCGAAAAAACAUUAUUCCAAUAAUUGAAGCAGUUAUAUUGUGUGGCCGUCAAAACUUGGCAUUAAGAGGACACCGUGAUUCAGGAAAAAUUGAAAUCAAUGAUUCAAAAGUUAUAAAUGAUAAGAGCGAAGGUAACUUCAGAGAAAUUAUACGAUAUCGAGCUCAAGGAGAUAUUGAAAUGAAAACCUAUCUGGAAAGCUCGGGAAAAAUGAAAUAUACUAGUCACAGAAGUCAAAAUGAUAUGAUUGAUGCUUGUAACAACAUUUUAUUAAACAAAGUUGUUUCUAGAGUAAAUGCAGCAAAAUGUUUUUCCAUUCUUGCUGAUGAAACGGCGGAUAUUUCAGGAGUGGAACAAGUAUCGCUAUGUGUUAGAUAUAUCAACUCAAACACAUUAAAACUUACUGAAGAAUUUUUACAAUUUGUACCAACUAAUGAUAUGACUGGUAAAGGAAUAGCAAAUUUAAUCCUAGAAAAUCUUCAAAAAUUUGGUAUUAAUACUCAAUAUUUACGUGGGCAAGGAUAUGACGGGGCAGCUGCGAUGGCCGGAAAAUUUAAUGGUGUCCAGGCUCACAUUAACGAAAUUCACCCAAAUGCACUAUAUGUUCAUUGUUCAGCUCACUCGCUAAAUUUAGCUGUUUCUAAAUCCUGUAGUGUACCAGCCAUACGUGAUUGUCUUGGAACAAUAAGUCAAAUUAGAGAUUUUUUUAUUUAUCCAAAGAGGAAAUCAGUUUUAAUUCAAAAAAUAGAAAACUCGUCAGAAACAUCAUCUAAAAAGACGCUAAAAAGAAGUUGCGAGACUCGCUGGAUUGAAAGAUACCAUGCCGUUCAUGACUUUUUGGAACUCUUUGAGUAUGUUGAAGAAGCGUUGGAAGAUAUUUCUGAAUGGAAUGACAAUGAUACAUCUGAAAAAGCAAGACGGUUUAAUCUUAUCAAAAGUUCUACAACAAACAAGUAUAGAUCUCAAAGAAGCUAUGUCAUUGGCACAAAACACAAGACAAGAACUUCAAGAGAUUAG
This is a messenger RNA of Rhopalosiphum padi (bird cherry-oat aphid), 1353 nucleotides long. RefSeq names its product zinc finger MYM-type protein 1-like. The transcript has 3 exons. Lineage: Eukaryota; Metazoa; Arthropoda; Insecta; Hemiptera; Aphididae. Bases 1 to 1353 code for a protein of 450 amino acids. The record is from RefSeq and is a predicted model, not a curated record.